UCCAUCCGCCCACUCGACUCCAGGGUACCUGCACGAUAUCACACUGCCUCCAUCCCAAAUCUCGCCUCCCGCUACUUGUUUAUCGUCCACCGCCUCGGUCGCUCCGAUUUCCCUUUUAUACAGCGCCACACAACGCCUCUCGCUUUUCUGCUCUCACUUAAAACCCCUUCUACUAUUCUAUCCCUGACCAUACUAACACUUGUAUGGUAUUUGUGCCUUGUGUGCUUGAUCAAUUGAUCACAGCUUUCACAUCAUGACCUCCUCCAUAUCAGAUAUUGAUCCAUAUGUGGUGUUGGGAGUCCAGAAAGAUGCGACCCUGGCUGACAUUAAAUCCGCCCAUCGCAAACUGGUGCUGAGGUGGCACCCCGACAAGGUCAAGGACGAAAGCCAACGAAGUCAGGCCCAAGAUGAGUUUCAGAAGGUCCAACAAGCCUACGAACUUCUGUCCGACGAGACAAGAAGAGCCAAAUAUGACAAUAAGGUCCGUCUUGCGGAGCUUCGACGAGAGAUGAUGGCGCGCGGCGGGAAUCCCAACGGUUCGUCCACGCGAAGCAAUGGUUCUGGUUCCAGCGGGCCCCGCGAAUACCGCAAUGGGCGGAUCUACGAAGAAAGAACUCCGGCAGAUGCGACCAACUUCUACGAGGAGGACGGCUUAGAUUCCGACGGAACACGGCCGACAGCUCGCAAGUACGAUGAAUACGGCAAGCGACGGACCAAGGUGGCGGAAGAGAAGAAGAAGGCGAAGAGUGUCCCCCUAAGUGCCGCCCGCGCCGCGAAGGAGAUGCUUCGGGACAACGUCAAGACGACCCACUCGUCUCGCGAUAAGUACCGUACCAAGGAACGCAAGCGGGAUGCCUACGACAAGAGGUAUCCUGAACGGGCCGCCCCGUACAGCGAGUCUGAAGAUGACGGCGCGGCUUCCGAUUCUAGCGCAUCAUCCUACUACGUACGAGUCAAGCGGCCCUCGGAGAAACGAAGCCGGGAGUCGUCUACACGCAAGGCUCGACCAACUGAAUCAACCCGUCGCCCGGAGCCUGCACGUUACGAAUCGGAGGAUUACUCAGAUCGCUUGGAGUCGAAGCAUGAGAAGAUGCACACUACCGCGCGCGAUUACAUCCUACGAUCCAAAGGAACCGUUCCUAUUGAAAUUGAUCGAAGGGCACAGGCAUCUCGGUCGCCUCCUCGUCCUCACGCUUAUGAUUCAGCCGAUCCCGAGUCCUCCUCCUCCCGGCGCUCGAAUCGAUCCAAUCGGCCAAGCAAGGAAACUGUGCGAAGCUCAAGUUCCCGCAACAACUCUUACGAGCAUAUUGAGUCCCAGUCUCGAUCCUAUGACGCCAAGGUCCCCAGCAUGCCCACAGCUGCAACAUCGCCAGCUGUCAAAGUAUCCUCGUCAAUCCGACCUUCCCUUCAAUCUUCACGAUCUGCAUCCACUGCGCAGUCCCAUUCCCGACCGAAGACCAGUCGUACGGAGCAGUUCCUUCUGCACAUGGUACACGACGGUAACUCCCGGACGACGAAGCUCCGAAAUACAGACAAACAUGAUUCCGGGUAUUCUAGUCCGGGGACACCGGACUUACCACCUGGGGAGAGCCCGAUGAAGACCAGAUACAAGAUCGUGACAGAGCCAGGUACAGUCCUGGUGGAGCCGAGCAUGCCGCCACCCCACGCGUCCUCAAGACAUGCAAGGGGGCACUCGCCGCCUCGACAAGAUCGUUCGGGGUCAAGCCGUCCUAUGCCAAAACCAGUCCGCAGCAGUACUUAUGCUUACCCAGCGGAGUAUUCGGGUCGCUAUGAGUCGUCAUCACGACCUAGUGCCUCGAGGCAGUCUUCUUCGCGACCCCUUUACGGUGAGGUGGAAUAUACCCGUAGCAAGGAUCGUGAUUACAAGUAUGCGCGCGAGAUUGGGCCCGAGCAUAUCCCCCAUACCGGUCGCGAUACCUAUUCCCGACGCAUGGACGAUUACCCGCAUCCACCGAUAGGCAGGCGUCAAUCUGCUUACGCUCAAUAAGUCAUUCUAGAGCCAGCAGCAUGUCGCCAGGAGACAGACUCAUCGCGAUGUUUCACCACGUUUCUUUUCUCUUCUUGCAUACCGACGCGACCAUUUCCACUCUCCAACAUACUACUAGCGAGGACUUGGUUCGAGACGCCUGCUUUGAUAUACCCGUAUCUCUUUCGAUUUAAUGGAGUAUCUCUUCGUUUGUCCGUCGAUGAAUCCCUCAAUCCAUGACUUUUUAACUCUUUCCGUUAUUCGACGACCUCUGACAUUCAACUAUUCUUCGCAUACAUCUUUAUUGUGCUUUACCUUUACUAUGAUUGCAACUACUUCGGCGCAUGGGAUGGGGGUUUGACUUGGUUUG
Aspergillus aculeatus ATCC 16872 is the source of this 2357-nucleotide messenger RNA. RefSeq names its product J domain-containing protein. The transcript has a single exon. Lineage: Eukaryota; Fungi; Ascomycota; Eurotiomycetes; Eurotiales; Aspergillaceae. The coding region runs from base 254 to 2008 and encodes 584 amino acids. The record is from RefSeq and is a predicted model, not a curated record.